This is a messenger RNA of Arvicola amphibius (Eurasian water vole), 5682 nucleotides long. RefSeq names its product bromodomain adjacent to zinc finger domain 1A (gene Baz1a). NCBI's taxonomy places the organism in Eukaryota, Metazoa, Chordata, Mammalia, Rodentia, Cricetidae. The record is from RefSeq and is a predicted model, not a curated record. Gene Ontology annotation, biological process: chromatin remodeling. Gene Ontology annotation, molecular function: protein binding.
CAGGAGCGCGGAGAGGCGGAGAAGCGCCGGCGGGACGCGAUUCCCCCGCGCCGAGCCGGCCAGUGGCAGUGCGAGCGGCGGCGGCUGGGAGAGACUCCGGGGCGGGGCGGCCGGGCCCUCGUGGCGUUCCUCGUGGGAAGGUGCGGCGGCGGGCGGGCGCUCGCAGGGACGCGGGGCGAACGCGCGCAGCCGGGAGAUGCCGCUGCUCCACCGAAAGCCGUUUGUCAGGCAGAAGCCGCCGGGGGACCUGCGGCCGGACGAGGAAGUUUUCUACUGUAAAGUCACCAACGAGAUCUUCCGCCACUACGACGACUUUUUUGAACGAACCAUUCUGUGCAACAGCCUUGUGUGGAGUUGUGCAGUGACGGGCAGACCUGGACUGACCUAUCAGGAAGCACUUGAAUCAGAAAAAAGAGCAAGACAGAAUCUUCAGAGCUUCCCGGAACCACUAAUUAUUCCAGUUUUAUACUUGACCAACCUUACCCAUCGCUCACGCUUACACGAGAUUUGUGAUGACAUCUUUGCAUAUAUCAAGGACCGAUAUUUUGUUGAAGAAACUGUGGAAGUCAUUAGGAACAAUGGUACAAGGCUGCAGUGUAGAAUCUUGAUCCUCCCUCCCUUACAUCAAAAUGGUUUUGCUAAUGGACACAUGAGUAGUGUUGACGGAGAGACUAUUGUCAUCAGUGACAGCGAUUCAGAAACACAAAGCAGCUCUUUUCAGCAGGGGAAGAAAAAAGAUGCAGUCGAUCUAUUAUUCAGGUACAAGGUGCAGCCCACUAAAAAGGAAAUGUAUGAGUCUGCUAUCGUAAAAGCAACACAAAUCAGUCGGAGAAAACACCUAUUUUCUCGUGAUAAACUAAAGCUUUUUCUGACACACUGUGAACCACAAGAUGGAAUCAUUAAAUUAAGGGCAUCAUCUCUUUCAACAUACAACAUAGCAGAGCAAGAUUUUUCUUAUUUCUUCCCUGAUGAUCCACCUAUUAUCUUCAGUCCUGCUAACAGAAGAAGAGGAAGACCUCCCAAACGAUUAUCUCUUGGGUCAGCAAUAAGAGUUUUCCUUGUCAGGCCACUGUCAUUUCCCAACCCUGGAAGUGUGAGAGCGAGCAAAACUAAUGUGUGCAGCUCUCCAGCGGAAGACCACAUUGUUAGUAAACAGACUAUUACAAGUUAUCGGAGCAAAGCCACUAAAGAAAGAGACAAGCUUUUGAAACAAGAAGAAAUGAAGGCACUUGCUUUUGAAAAGGCUAAACUAAAGCGAGAAAAAGCAGAUGCUUUGGAAGCAAGAAAAAAAGAAAAGGAAGAUAAGGAGAAAAAGAGGGAAGAACUGAAGAAAAUUGUAGAAGAAGAGCGACUAAAGAAAAAAGAAGAAAAGGAGCGACUUAAAAUAGAGAGAGAAAAGGAAAGAGAGAAAUUACGUGAAGAAAAGAGAAAAUAUAUGGAGUACUUAAAGCAGUGGAGCAAACCCAGAGAAGAUAUGGAAUGUGAUGACCUUAAGGAACUUCCGGAACCAACUCCAGUGAAAACUAGACUACCUCCUGAGAUCUUUGGUGAUGCACUGAUGGUGCUGGAGUUCCUUCAUGCAUUUGGGGAACUCUUUGAUCUUCAAGAUGAGUUUCCUGAGGGAGUAUCCUUAGAAGUGUUAGAGGAAGCUCUUGUAGGAAAUGACAGUGAAGGCCCACUGUGUGAAUUGCUUUUUUUCUUCCUGACUGCAAUCUUCCAGGCCAUGGCUGAAGAAGAGGAGGAAGUAGCCAAAGAGCAGAUAACAGAUGCUGACACCAAAGAUUUAUCAGAGGCUUUGGAUGAAGAUGUAGACCCCACAAAAUCUGCACUGUCUGCAGUUGCAUCUUUGGCCGCUGCAUGGCCACAGUUACACCAGGGCUGCAGUUUGAAAAGCUUGGAUCUUGAUAGCUGCACUCUUUCUGAAAUCCUCAGACUACACAUCUUAGCUUCAGGUGCUGAUGUAACAUCAGCAAAUGCAAAGUACCGGUAUCAGAAACGAGGGGGAUUUGAUGCUACAGACGAUGCCUGCAUGGAGCUGCGACUGAGCAAUCCUAGUCUGGUGAAAAAACUGUCCAGCACUUCUGUGUAUGAUUUGACACCAGGAGAAAAAAUGAAGAUACUGCAUGCUCUCUGUGGGAAGCUACUGACCCUAGUUUCUACUAGGGAUUUCAUUGAAGAUUACGUUGAUAUAUUACGGCAGGCCAAGCAGGAAUUCCGAGAGCUCAAGGCAGAACAACACCGCAAAGAGCGAGAAGCCACAGCUGCUCGAAUACGUAGAAGGAAGGAAGAAAAACUUAAGGAACAAGAACAGAAAAUGAAAGAGAAGCAAGAGAAGCUGAAGGAGGAUGAACAGCGGAAUUCAGCUGCAGAUCUAGGGGAAGAAGGAAGGGAAGAUUUUGACACUAGUACGGAGAGCAGAGAAAUAGAUCAGAAAGAUCUGGACCCUGAUGUGGUCACUGAGGAUGAAGAUGACCCAGGAUCGCUGAAAAGGAGCAGAAGAGGGAAAGUGGGUCAAAAUGGUGUUAAGCAAUGUAUAAAGCAGGAAGAGAUGAGCUGCUAUACAAAGCAGGAGCCUCCUACUGCUGACGCAGAAGAAGCUGUGCGGCAAGAGCACCAGCGGAAAGAGAAGGAACUCCUAGACAAGAUCCAGAGUGCCAUCGCCUGUACUAAUAUCUUCCCUUUGGGGCGAGACCGCCUGUACAGGCGGUACUGGAUUUUCCCUUCUAUUCCCGGUUUGUUCAUAGAAGAGGAUUUUUCGGGUCUUACUGAAGACAUGCUGUUGCCUAGACCUUCAUCGUUUCGUCAUAACGCACAGUCUCACGAUCCUCAGGCUUCUGUUAAAGCUGAAGAGUCCUUCAUGUCUGCAUCUACCUCCAGCCUUGACCAAGGUCCCUUCGAUGAUUCUGUGCUGUUGCCAAAACCAGUGCAUAAGCCAAAUCGGUGGUGCUUCUACAGUUCCCGGGAGCAGCUGGACCAGCUUAUUGACGCUCUCAACUCCAGAGGACACAGGGAAAGUGCCUUAAAAGAUACCCUUCUGCAGGAGAAGAGCAGGAUAUGCGCUCAGCUGGCCCACUUUUCUGAAGAGAAAUUUCACUUUUCAGACAAACCUCAAGCUGAUAGCAAGCCUGUUUCUUCUCGGGGACGAUCAUCCAGCGUAUGUGACACAUCACAGAUGUCUGCGGAGAGGCAGCUUGAGCUGAGGCUCAGAGACUUUCUUUUGGACAUUGAAGACAGAAUCUAUCAAGGGACAUUAGGAGCAAUCAAGGUUACAGAUCGGCACGUCUGGAGAUCGGCCUUAGAGAAUGGACGGUAUGAGCUGUUAAGUGAGGAAAGCAAGGAGAACGGAAUGAUUAAAACUGUGAAUGAAGACGUCGAGGAGAUGGAAAUUGAGCAAGCAAGGGUCAUAGUGAGAGACAGGCUUUUGGGGAUUAAAACAGAAACUCCAAGUACCAGCAGUACACCACAGUCAGUGAGCAAUGUGGUUCAUUAUCUGGCUAUGGCCCUCUUUCAGAUAGAACAGGGCAUUGAACGGCGGUUCCUCAAAGCUCCACUUGAUGGCAGUGACAGUGGACGCUCUUAUAAAACUGUCCUGGACCGUUGGAGAGAGUCCCUCCUUUCCUCUGCAAGUCUAUCCCAAGUCUUUCUUCAUUUAUCAACCUUGGAUCGCAGUGUGAUGUGGUCUAAAUCUAUACUGAACGCACGUUGCAAGAUCUGCCGGAAAAAGGGCGAUGCUGAGAACAUGGUCCUCUGUGAUGGCUGUGACCGCGGCCAUCACACCUACUGCGUCCGGCCAAAACUUAAGGUCAUUCCUGAAGGAGAUUGGUUUUGUCCAGAAUGCCGACCAAAGCAGCGCUCCAGGAGACUUUCCUCUAGGCAGAGACCGUCUCUGGAGAGUGACGAAGAGCUGGAAGAGAGCAUGGAAGGUGACGACGAAGCGGAUGAUGACGAAGGUGAGAGUGAGGAGGAAGAGUAUGAGGUGGAGCAAGAUGAAGAGGACUCCGAAGAGGAGGAGGAACUCAGCCCACCUAAACGAGGAAGACCACAAGUCAGAUUGCCAAUUAAAACAAGAGGGAGACUUAGCUCUUCUUUCUCAAGUCGCAGCCAGCGACAAGACCCCGGGCGGUACCCCUCAAGGAGUCAGCAGAGCACACCCAAAACCACUGCUUCUAAGACUGGCAGGAACCUAAGGAAGAUCAGAUCUGCUCCUCCUACAGAAACUCGUUCGCUAAGAACUGCUAGUCGUUCGACUCGCCAGAGUCCUGGUGCACUGCAGGCGGAUGUGUUUGUGGAACUGCUGAGUCCUCGUGGAAAACGCAGAGUACGGAAGAGUGCCGAUAACACCCCAGAACACAGUCCCAGCAUCACCAACUUCAGAGUCGGCACCUCGAGAUCAAGCGGACACUUGAUACCUUUAAAUACCGUCGCAGGGCUUUCUCUCCAAGACAGCGACUCUAAGAGAAGAGGCAGGAAGAGACAGUCUACAGAGUCAUCGCCUAUGCCACUGAAUCGAAGAAGUUCUGGCCGACAAGGAGGCGUUCAUGAGCUGUCUGCCUUUGAACAACUUGUUGUGGAAUUGGUACGGCAUGAUGAUAGCUGGCCCUUUUUGAAACUUGUUUCUAAAAUCCAGGUCCCAGACUACUAUGACAUCAUUAAGAAACCCAUUGCCUUAAAUAUAAUCCGAGAAAAAGUAAAUAAAUGUGAAUAUAAAUUAGCAUCUGAGUUUAUUGAUGAUAUCGAGUUAAUGUUUUCAAACUGCUUUGAGUACAACCCUCGGAACACGAGUGAAGCAAAAGCUGGAACUCGGCUUCAAGCAUUUUUUCACAUUCAAGCUCAAAAGCUUGGACUUCAUGUCUCGCCCAGUGGUGUGGGCCAGGGUAGCACGCCACUAGCUGCGAAAAAGUCACGGGUCUAGAUUGUCCUUCUAAAGGCUGUAUGUGAAGAAAAACGGGAAUCGUUCAUAAAAAUGGAACAUUAAAUCAUGCUCUAAAGCAGAUACGUGUUUAAAGCAAUAACAGCUGGUCAACCACAGCCAGGCGUGGCCUGCACUGUAUUCUCAGUUUUAAUACUAAGCACUCAGGAGAAUGUAGGAAAGAUUUCCUUUGCUACAGUUUUUGUUCAGUAUCUACUAAGUUUAAUAGAUGUAUUAGAUACAGUACUGGUUUACAGAGGUUUUGUACAUUUUGAGAUCAUUCAUGUGUUCAGGUAUCUUGGAAAAUAUUUUUUCAUCUAUGAUUUAUUUUGUCAUUGACCUUUUAGGAGUUACGAUUUUAAAGAGGAUUUAUCUGCACAGAUAAGUCUUCCAAGAGCACAGUGUAGAGAAAGUAUAUGUCUUAAGACUUGUUUAAUGAGCACAUUGUUUCAACACUACACAUGAAUGAAUCCAAUUUUCUAUCCCUGACUUGCUGUAGCCAGUGCUGACUGAAUUUAUUAACUAGAUAUUUAUUUAGCAUUCAAAGUCAUUUGUGAAUUUGUUUUGUAUUUAUAAAAUUUAUACUUGGAAAAUGUUCUUUAAUUUUUUAAAACAUUUUACUAUGUUUUUGUUUUAUCUCUCAAACAUUUUUAAUGAUUUAAAAAUAAAAAUGUCCCCCUCUCUCCUCCCUAGCAGUUCCCCAGUUUUACAGAUGAUAAGUUUCUGUGUACAACUUUUCUAAGUGUACAAAUAAAAUGAUACAUUUUUUCACA